This is a messenger RNA of Penicillium robsamsonii, 1320 nucleotides long. RefSeq lists its product as uncharacterized. The record is from RefSeq and is a predicted model, not a curated record. The transcript is spliced from 2 exons. Gene Ontology annotation, molecular function: protein binding. Bases 1 to 1320 code for a protein of 439 amino acids. Lineage: Eukaryota; Fungi; Ascomycota; Eurotiomycetes; Eurotiales; Aspergillaceae.
AUGGCUGGGUCAUUGCCGCUUGAAACUCUUCAGCACAUAUUCUCCUACCAACCGGACAGUCUGAUACAGUGCGCUUGUGUCUGUCCACAAUGGCAGGUCGCCGCUGAGACAUUCACCUUCGCCGACCUGCAUAUCAAUUCGGCGGGCCUUGAAAGCUUCCGUCAGAUUGUCACUUCCUCCCACACCCCCGGUCGAUAUUUCCAUGUCCAAUCUCUGUAUUUCAAGGUUGUUCUCCCUACGUACAGUGACUACGCCCGGCGCCACUAUGAAAAUGAACAUGAUCGCGACGCCAAUAACAAGGUCUUCACGCAAGCCAUAACAUCUCUCUUCGAAGUUUUGAGUUCGUGGCCCGAUUAUGAUCGGUACCAGAUAAAACUUCAGAUCUAUGCCCGGUCUCCAAGUGAUUGGCAAGCGGAGCCGGACUGGACUACCCGACGUGCCCGACAACAACUAGGCUAUGCUUUCCCAGAGCAGGAUCUGCUACACCGGCGGUACGAACGUAGCUAUCUGCAGCUGACAGAAAGGGUAGCACUUCAUGACGUCAAGUGCAUUACUACAUUGGAGGUGAAGGGCUGUGAGAUUGUCCGCAAUAUUGCACCGGUUGCGGUUUCCGGCAUGGUGGCUCAUUUUCCUCGACUGGAAACUGUCGUUGCUAGUCUCCGUCACAACGAGCUAGAGGACACCAGACUAUCUGAUAGUCUUGGAAGUGCCACCCCCGAGCGACAAAUUCCCCCCUCAUUCAACCCCAUCCCUGAUUUUCAGUGCCGUGCUUUGCACCAACUGACUCAGCAGCUGGAAAGCGUUGACUUGUCACAAAUCAUGAUCGGCCCUGAAUUAUUCUGGCCGGCAGAUCCCAGCAACACUACUCCGUUCUGGCCAAUUCUUACCAAAUUCGACGCGAGCUUCAAAUAUCCUUCCCCGUAUGGUUUCACUUCCUUUCGUGAAUCCCGAACAUUGGACGAAUCUUCCUCUCUUGAAUCAUCGGAUGACUCUGUCGAACAACCCAAUGACCAACAACAAAGUCUGCAUCCCCGAAUGUUGAGAAAGUACUUGUAUGAGUUGUUCCUCGCUGCUGGGCGCGCUGCCCAGUGUAUGCCUCGGUUGAAUCUCAUGCAAAUCGAUAUUGGUACACUUCGUGUGCCGGCAUUCGAGUUUUGUUUCAGAUACGAUGCAACUUUGGGCACAGCAACAUGGACGACCUUCUCGGAGUUCCGCCUGUCGAAUGAGGUUCAAGAGGCCUGGGAUUUGGUGGCAAAGAGUCAUGGACAUGCUCAGAUACGUGCAGAGGUUCUUUCUGCCGAGUCAAGUUUGUCCCCAUGA